AUGGACGCGGCCCGGGCGAGUUUUUUCCGGGCGGCCCCCGCCGCCCUCAGCGCCGAGACCGAGGCGGAGAGCCGUCCAGGCGGAGGGGGCCCGCUCGCCCUGCCGGCCGCCUGCGGGGGGUGCGGGCAGCGCCUCCAGGGCCGCCGGCCCAAGCUGCUGCCCUGCCUCCACUCGCUGUGCCGCCGCUGCCUGCCGCCGCCGCACCGCUACCUCCUCCUGCCCUCGCCCGCCGGCCGCCCCAAGGACGCGCCCCUUCAGCCGGCCCCGCCCUCGCCGCUGCGCUGCAAGCCCGUUUCAGCUCAAGAGAAAAAAAUGAGGUACUGCUUUAUGAGUUUGAGGAAAGUAAACGAAAAAUUUGUAGGCUUGAUAAUUUCCCCCAUUCUUUUUUUCCUACCAGUUGCGGUUGUUUGCUGCCCAGUUUGUGGCCAGGAAUCUGCCGAAAGACACAUUAUAGAUAACAUCUUUGUGAAGGAUACUACUGAGGUUCCUAGUAGCACAGCAGACAAGUUAAAUCAGGUUUGUUCAAGCUGUGAAGACAAUGCAGAAGCCAAUGGGUUCUGUGUGGAAUGUGUGGAAUGGCUGUGUAAGACCUGCAUAGAAGCUCAUCAGAGAGUGAAAUUCACAAAGGACCAUCCAGUCAGACAGAAAGAUGACGUAUCUUCAAAGGCUGUUGAUAAAACUUGUCAACGACCAGUGUUCUGCCCUUAUCAUAAAAAGGAGCCCCUGAAGCUCUAUUGUGAGACUUGUGACAAAUUGACAUGUCGGGAUUGUCAGUUGCUGGAACACAAAGAGCACAGGUACCAGUUUAUAGAAGAAGCCUUUCAGAAUCAAAAGGUGGUAAUUGAUACGCUUGUUACAAAGCUGAUGGAGAAAAGUAAAUACAUAAAAUAUACAGGCGAGCAGAUCCAGAAUAGGAUCCUUGAAGUGAAUCGGAAUCAAAAGAUGGCAGAACAGGACGUUAAAGUUGCCAUUUUUACAUUGAUAGUAGAAAUAAGUAAGAAGGGGAAAGCUCUGUUGCAUCAGCUAGAGUGUCUGGCUCAGGAACACCAGAUGAAGCUUCUGCAGCAACAAGAAAAAGUGGCCAGGCUCUCUAAGCAGUUGGAACAUGUCAUAAACUUUUCAAAUUGGGCUGUUUCCAGUGGGAGCAGCACAGCUUUGUUAUACAGCAAACGGCUGAUUACAUAUCGGUUGCGAUACCUCCUUAGAGCAAGGUGUGAUGCCUUACCAGUGUCUAACCCCACUAUUCAGUUUCACUGUGAUCCUGGCUCCUGGGCCCAAAAUAUUUUCAACUUAGGUUCCCUGGUAAUUGAAGAUAAUGAAAUCCCACCACACAUGCCUAAAAGCCCUGUGAUGGAGCCAAACAUACAGCCACAAAGUGGCAUCAAACCUUCAAAUCAACUAUCCAAGUUCCCAACACAGAUCAGUUUAGCUCAACUGAGACUUCAGCACAUGCAGCAGCAGGCCCUGGCUCAGAGGCAGCAGGCGCAACGGAGGUCAGGUCCUGUGGGUCUCCCAAAUCCUAGAAUUGCAGGGCCCAUGGACCAGACUCCCCCACCACCACCGCAGCAGCCCCUUCCACAUUUAGUUAACUUUCAGGUUCACAAUCCCAAAUCAGAUGGCUCAGUUCCUCAUCCAGCCGCAAGGCCCAGUCUGCUACAGAUGGCAUUCUUGGCACAGCAAGCUAUUAAACAGUGGAAAAUCCACAGUGGACAAGGUUCUGCUGCGCCCUCAAAUGCCAGCAGUACUACUACAACUGCCUCUAGUCCCACUAGUGCUAUUGAAUACGAUGAGAAGACACUUGAUCCACCUGUGAUAGAUCUGACUUCAGCAAGAAGUGGUUCCUACACACUACCUUCUCUUCCUGAUAUGGAUUGCUCAGAAGCUAUUUCCAUGGGUAGCGUUGCCAGGAGAGAUGGAAUUUUGGAGCACAACCAAUCCAAACACGCUUCACACAAAACUGUCCAGUCCCCAAAUUCAUCAGUACCAUCUCCAGGCCUUCCAGGGGCAGUUAUUAUUUCUGGCCCUCCUCCUCCAGUUUGUUCAGCAAGUGCCUCCAGUGUUGGAAGUCGAGGCAGCUCUCAUUCUUCUAGCAGACCAUCAGGUGCUGAUUCAACCCAGAAAGUACCAGUAGUUAUGUUGGGGCCCAUCAGAAUAAAACAAGAGUCUGGCGUACCAAGUGAGAACGAUGAUUUCCCAGUUGUAAUAGUGAAGCAGGACACAGACAAAGAAUCCCGUAGCCAAAAUACUGUUUUUUCUAGAAAUUUACCUACCUCACUGGUGUUGAAUACAAAUCAUAAUCACUCCUCUGAAGAAAGAGUUUUGAGAACUGAAGCAGCAGAUAGUACAGAUGACCAGCUAUCUAGUGGCAAGAGAACAUGGAUAGCGGCUGCUCAUAUUGAAGGAAAUAGAAAAGAUGAGGAUCCCAAUGAGGACUGGUGUGCAGUGUGUCAGAAUGGAGGAGAGCUGUUGUGCUGUGACAGAUGUCCUAAAGUGUUCCACCUUUCUUGCCAUGUUCCCGUACUCAGGAAUUUUCCAAGUGGAGAGUGGAUUUGCUCAUUCUGCCAUGAUUUGUCCAACCCACAAGUAGAAUAUGAUUGUGAUAGCCCAAGUCAUAUGUCUGAAGAAAGAAGAAAACUGAAAGGCAAUAUUGGACUAUCACCUAAAGAUCAGAAGAGGUGUGAAAGACUACUGCUGUACCUUUACUGCCAUGAAAUGAGCCUUGCUUUUCAAGAGCCUGUCCCUCCCACGGUGCCUGGCUACUACAAAAUCAUUAAGAAGCCAAUGGACUUGUCAACCAUCAAGAACAGACUGCAAGCUCAUCAUCCGUCAUACACAAAACCAGAAAAUGUUGUGGCUGAUUUCCGACUGAUUUUCCAAAACUGUGCUGAAUUUAAUGCGCCUGAUUCAGAAAUAGCAGAAGCUGGCAUGAAACUGGAAGCCUACUUUGAGGAACUUCUGAAGAAUAUUUAUGCUGACAAAAUAUUCUCCGUCCAGCCCUAUUACCACGCUGAAAUAGGUAAUCCGGACUUAAAAGACAAGUUGGAUGAUGACUUUGUACAGCCCCCCAAAAAACGCCACAAAUUGGAACAGAGGGACUUUUUAAAAUGAACUGUUUAUAUGUACUGUUAAGUUCCUUGGUAUUUAUCAGCAUCCACUUCCUGGAGGAAAUUUUGAGAUGACUUCUACAUCUGUGGACCCUUACUGAGAUCCAUACUUUCUUAUUAGUACAGAUAUACUAAGAAUUGAAGUGUGUAGGAGACCUUAUAACAUUUCUAUAAAAAUGAAUCCUCCUUGGAAGCUUAUUAUACCCCACAAUAGAGUGAAUGUUGUUCAAAUCUUUUAUUUUAAAAAGGUUUCUUAAAAGUUGCAAUUGAAUUUAAUGGUUUUUCUGUCAAAAAAUGUGACCCCCCCCCCCGAGAUAUUUAUCUUCCAAAGGCAUGUGACUGGCCAUACUUCAGUGCCUAUGCAUAACCACUGGGGAUAGGAGGUGGAGGAGAAAAAACAUAAUUUGAUACUGACUGCUAAAAUGAAUUGUAGUUGCCCUUAGAGAGUUACUCAUACACUGAAAUGUACACUGAAGUGGAGGAAAUUAAUUAAAAUACUUUGAAAAAUA
Eublepharis macularius is the source of this 3613-nucleotide messenger RNA. Its product is annotated as transcription intermediary factor 1-alpha-like. The coding region runs from base 1 to 3108 and encodes 1035 amino acids. The record is from RefSeq and is a predicted model, not a curated record. Gene Ontology annotation, molecular function: zinc ion binding; protein binding. NCBI's taxonomy places the organism in Eukaryota, Metazoa, Chordata, Lepidosauria, Squamata, Eublepharidae. The transcript has 21 exons.